AUGGAUGCAACACCACCGCCCUCAACACUGCUGCCCUCUGCAGCAAAGCAUACUCGCCAGGGAUCUAUUGGAAGAGUUCUUCCCAAGCGUCCAGUCCGUGGCGCUCUUGAUAUAUCAAACUCACCUAUCCAUACUGCCCAAGCUUCUACCUCUCUCUCCCCAUCGAACAAUAGCACCAGCAAUUCUCGGCUGAGUCCGAACCGCUCAAGCCUUAGCUACAGCACUACUCUAAAUAAUCAAUCUCCAUCCCGCAUCUAUCCAUCAUCGCCCAGCCUAUCCAAAGACUUCUCUGCUCUUUUACAUCCUAGUCUAUACCAUACGCUCACUCCAAUUGAUAUACCGCCACCUUUGAGAAAUCUUGCCCUCCAACCAGACACCUCAACUUCACUUGCCGACCUCAUUUCUUCCGGUCACUUUCGCAGCGCUGCCGUCAAGGCCGCCCAAACACUGACAAUUCCUGGACAGUCUUUGAAUCCCGGUGAGAUCUUUGACUUAGUAUACAGGCGACUAGCCUGUCUGACUCUAUGCAAUCAGACGGCCAUCGCCGCACAGGAAGUAAAGGCUUUGGGUGAUCUGAACAGCGCACACUAUCGAGAUGUUGAUACAGGAAAGCAUCUUAUUCCUUGGGAACUAAGACUACUUGCGGUAAGGCUACAGGGGAUUGGUUUUGGAGAUUCUAGAAGGAGUGUCAUGGGAUACUACGAGCUUGUCGACGAAGCCCGUCUUAACCUCAGCUCCCUAAAAAAAGAGGCUACUCUGAAUUCAGACGAAGAAAAUGUGCGGAAAGCCAUCGAACGUGAAAUAAGUCUAUGGGAAUAUCGACUAGGGGAGCUCGGGAUACGAGUGGCAAGUGCGUUAAUAGAGAUGGAAGACUUUGAAGGUGCAACCUGCUUUCUAGCCAGCAUUCAAUCCUGCCCCUCUACGCACCACCUCCUAAGCCAACGCGCACUCCUUCACCUCCAUCUUGGUGAUCUUAAUGAAGCACACCGCUGUGCCCCGGAUGACAAACUGAUUCUUGCCCUCAGCAAUAUGGCAGCUGCCCAGUACAAUGAUGCCAUAAAGUGCUGGGAAGAACUAAUCGAUACCAAUCCCAAUAGCAAAGAUCUAGCCUUAUGGAAGCAGAAUAUGGCAGUCUCUCUUAUCUACUUAGGUCGUCUAGACGAGGCUCGAACCCUCUUGGAAUCUCUCUUAGAUGACGAUGGUCAUACUUUUCAUGCUUUGACAUUUAAUCUAUCGACCGUCUACGAGCUAUCCACGGAACGAAGCCGCACACUAAAAAUUACGCUUGCUGAAAGGGUAGCCAAGGUGCUGGAAUCGAAUCGGGAUCGAGCAAAGGAAGCUUGCGCACCAGUAGUUGGAUGGGAAAAAGUCAAUUCAGACUUUAAGCUGUAG
This is a messenger RNA of Blumeria graminis f. sp. triticale, 1392 nucleotides long. NCBI's taxonomy places the organism in Eukaryota, Fungi, Ascomycota, Leotiomycetes, Helotiales, Erysiphaceae. The record is from the annotation of a GenBank genome assembly.